AUGACCACAGAAAGAUAUACCCUGCCCCCGGGAUCCCGAAUCCUCGUCACUGGCGCCAACGGCUACAUCGCAUCCCAUGUGGUUAAUGAAUUACUGAGCCUUGGAUACGUGGUGCGGGGAACCGUCCGCUCGCCGAAACCAUGGUUAAACGAAUACUUCGAACAAAGAUAUGGACGGAACGUGUUUGAAACAGCCAUUAUGACGUCCUUUGAAGACAGGGAUGCUAUUGGACAUGUACUAGAUGGCGUGGAUGGUGUCGCUCACUUGGCAUCCGACUUGACGUUCGGCACCGACCCCAAAGCUGUGAUUCCUUGGGUGGUUCAGGCUUCGCUCAACAUUUUGGAAGCCGCUGCCAAAAGGCCGUCUAUCAAGCGCGUGGUGUUGGCUUCUUCAUCGAGUGCGACGUAUAUGCUUUCUCCUGAUCCCAACGGACGGCAGAUUCAUAAAGAUACAUGGAAUGAAACCGCUGUGAAAGCUGCAUGGGAUGAAAGAACCGCCGAGGAAGAUAAAGGCGUUGCGGUCUAUGCUGCAUCCAAAGCUGAAGGAGAACGGCAAUCGUGGAAAUGGGUCGAGCAGCAUCAGCCUCGGUUUGUAUUCAACACUGUUUUGCCAUGUUUUAAUGUUGGAAGAAUCCUUCACCCAGAAAUCCCCGGCUCGACAAUGGGUUGGGUUCGCAAGCUACUACAAGGUGAUAAUACAGCGUUCUCAAGGUUCCCUGAGCAAUACUACGUUGACGUCGAGGACGUCGCCCGACUCUGCGUGAUUGGCCUCUUGGACGAAACGGUAAAAUCAGAGCGCAUCUUCGCCUUCGCAGAACAGGCGAACUGGACGGACACUGUCACCAUGCUUCGCGAACUUCGGCCGAAUAACGAGCACAUUCCGGACCCUCCUGAAAAUGAAUUGAGAGAUCGAACCGAGGUUCUUCCGCGAGGAAGAGCAGAGGCUUUGCUUCGUGGGUUCUAUGGACUGUCUGGGUUUACCUCCGUGAAGGAUAGUUUGGAAAAGGGGAUUGAGGGGUGGGAAUGA
Messenger RNA from Aspergillus chevalieri, 1026 nucleotides. RefSeq lists its product as uncharacterized. Lineage: Eukaryota; Fungi; Ascomycota; Eurotiomycetes; Eurotiales; Aspergillaceae. Gene Ontology annotation, molecular function: oxidoreductase activity, acting on the CH-OH group of donors, NAD or NADP as acceptor. The record is from RefSeq and is a predicted model, not a curated record. Bases 1 to 1026 code for a protein of 341 amino acids. The transcript is spliced from 5 exons.